Drosophila pseudoobscura is the source of this 569-nucleotide messenger RNA. RefSeq lists its product as uncharacterized. The transcript has a single exon. Bases 149 to 340 code for a protein of 63 amino acids. NCBI's taxonomy places the organism in Eukaryota, Metazoa, Arthropoda, Insecta, Diptera, Drosophilidae. The record is from RefSeq and is a predicted model, not a curated record.
CUAAAGCGUUGGCCAGAAAUCAGUUGAGUUGAGGCCACCAAAGGAGCAGGGACACAACCGAUCCAUCCGAUCCAACCGAUCCAUCCGCCAGAAGACCCAGAAGGACCCACGGAAGAGCCAGGAACCAGGACCCAGGACCCAGGACAAGAUGUGCGACUGUGGAUGCUAUUCGUAUUGUCUGCAUGACAGCGGGUCCUGCUACAGUCACUACCAUUCGCAUUCGCACUCGCAUUCGCAUCAUUGCUGUGCGGGAUACAAGUAUCUGAAGUGCCUCUGUCGCUAUUAUCGUCAUGUGCACUGCACCUGUUCCUGUUGGCGUCGGAAAUGCUAUCUUCUGUAAGGAGAAGGAGAAGGAGGAGGAGGAGCAGGAAGGAGGACUCCUAGAAGGAUGAGCAGCACACACCACACACACACACACACACAAAUCACAACUCAAACAACGCAAAUCACACAGAAAUCACAUGAUAAAGUCCUUUAAGUAGUUGCAUAACACUUGGCUGCAUCCAAUCGAACACAGAGGGAAGGAGAAACGAAAGGAAAGGACAGGAAAGGAAAGGAAAGGAAAGGCA